AUGGAUGAGGAAAUCUUAUCCAUUUCAAUCAGCAGCUACGUUUAUGCCAUCCUUAAGAGAAGAGAGAACUACCUAUGCAGUCUGCUUCAAAAGAAGUUUGGUUGUAUAACUAUCCUUAAAGGUGUAAGGAACCCCACUGAAGUGUAUAGAAAAAACUUGAAAGAAGGAGUUGCAGUUUCAGUCUUGUUAGAUGACCUGGCCAGGCAUGAAGCUGAUGCUUUGGUGAAUGCAGCCAAUGAAAACCUGCAUCAUUUUGGAGGCCUUGCAUUUACCCUCCUGAAAGCUGGAGGACCAGAAAUUGAAGAGCAGUGCAAGCGUUUCAUUGAAAAGAACGGACGCCUCUGCGCUGGCCAAAUUGCAGUCACUAGUGGGGGAAGACUCCCUUGCAAGCAAGUAAUCCAUAUAGUAGGUCCAAGGUGGUCUGAAGACCAGAGGGAGGAAUGUUGCCUCAGACUUGAAACAGCUAUUAUAAAUAUUCUGAAAUACGUUAAUGCACCAGAAAACAAUAUCAAGUCUGUAGCCAUGCCUGCACUGAGCUCAGGAUUCUUCAACUUCCCAUUGGACUUAUGUGCUCAAGUGGUUGUCCGGACUAUAAAGAAUUUUAUUCAGCUAGCCCCAUUAUUUGGCUACUUGCAAGAAAUCCACCUUGUGAGCACUGAUGAGUCCACGGUUGAAGUAAUGAAAAAGGCUUGUGAAGAGCUGCUUGGUGUUAAUGAUAUAGCGCCUUUGAGAGGAGCAUCAGAUUCCAUCACAGUGAACAAUCUCUGCCUACAAAUCAAAAAAGGGAAUAUAGAAAAUCAGCAAACUGCCAUUAUUAUCAACUCUGUGAUUGUGCAAGAUGAUCUUUCACAAGGAACCAUUUCAAGAGCAAUCCUGGAAAAAGCAGGCUCACCUAUGCAGGAACAAUUCCUUUCUGAAUUACAGAAACAUCCGGCGGAAUACCCCAAACUUAUAUGCACCAAAGGAUACAACAUUGCCUGUGACUUUGUGCUCCAUAUGAUAUGGCCCUCUCAAAAUGAGCGCAACACACAGCAGGCACUAAAAGCCGCAGUUUCUAAAAGCCUUCUCAAGACUCAGGAGCAGCAGUUUCCCUCCAUUUCUUUCCCUCCCUUUGGAAUGGAAGAUUUACAUUUGCCGAAGGAUGAAGUGGCAGAUAUUAUGGUGGAGCAAAUCAUACAUUUUGCACAGGAACAUUCUGGGGAAAAGCCAGCUGUAUAUAUUGUGAUUCCUCAUGAUGAUGAUGAUGCUUAUAAGGCUUUCUGUACCAAGGUUAUGUCGAUCACAAACUCACUCGAUGAAAGAAUGGACUGUAGCAAUAUGGAUGCUAUGGAGAUACAGACUGACAUACAAGCCGGUGCAAGUUCUGAGAAAAAUGGGCCAUUUGUAGAACUCAUUGGACGCAGUCGUGAAGCUCUGGAAGAAGCAGGAUUGUGGCUCAAAAACAUAAUACAGGUUGAAGACACACACCAAAUUGUUAUAAGAAAUUACAGCCAUCUAAACCUUGGCCAAAGUCAGCCUGUUGAACUGUCCCAUCUGCAACAACAUUUUGGUAUCACUAUAUUGGAGAGUUUGACUAAACAGGGGUCAGCAUUAGAGAUUGAAGGUUCCCCCCAAGCUGUGAUUGAUGCAACAUUUGCAAUCGAAUUCAUGCUACAGAAUGCAGCUGACCAAGAAUGCCUGAAGGGAGAUGGCCAUUUGGGAAAUGAUCCCCGACAAGAAGACUGCACAGAGAUGACGAGCAAAUACUGUUACCAAGUCACUCCAAUAGAGUCCUACCUUCAAGAAUUCAAAGACAAAGAAAAACAGCUUGAAAAAGCUGGUCUCCGUGUUCUCAAGAUAGAGAAAAUAUAUAAUCCUGUCUUAGAAUCUACUUUCCAAAGGAUUAAAAGAAAAAUAGAAGGAAAGAAUAGUGGAAGGCCAGUAACCCAUAGGCUAUAUCAUCGUGUCCCAGCUCAAUAUUGCAGUCUGGUAUGCAAAACUGGAUUUCAGACAACCUACAGUUCUUCACAAGACCAGAAGUAUGGCUCUGGCAUCUACUUUAACAAGAAUCCCAGGAACCUUGUGGCAGAUACCAGGGAAAAGUGUGAAAUGGACCACCUGAUCUGUGCAUUUGAGGCAGAAGUUGUAACAGGCUUAUAUACUAGGGGCAAUCGGAGCUACGUGGUACCACCAUUAAUUAAUGCAAGUGGAAUGAAACUCUAUGAUAGUGUAGUUGACGAUAUUCACAACCCUGAAACCUUUGUCAUUUUUAAUAGGGAGCAGGCUCUACCCCUGUAUUUGUUGACUUGUUCCUUGAUUUGGAAUCCAGGAGAGAAGACAAAUUUGCAGUCAUCAGCCCAGAAAAUAUGA
Molecule: messenger RNA, 2349 nt
Organism: Eublepharis macularius
Lineage: Eukaryota; Metazoa; Chordata; Lepidosauria; Squamata; Eublepharidae
Gene: PARP9
Product: poly(ADP-ribose) polymerase family member 9
Exons: 8
Coding region: 1-2349 (782 amino acids)
Biological process (GO): negative regulation of gene expression; positive regulation of type II interferon-mediated signaling pathway
Cellular component (GO): nucleus; cytoplasm
Molecular function (GO): transcription corepressor activity; NAD+ poly-ADP-ribosyltransferase activity; ubiquitin-like protein ligase binding
Source: RefSeq, a predicted model, not a curated record